GCAGACAUCUGUCCAUGUGGAUGGGAUUACUUCAAUGGAUACUGCUAUUUAACAAGCUCUGUAUGCGCACCUUGGGUGACCGCUGUGUCCAACUGUUCAACUAUGAACUCACAUCUGGUAACAGUGCACAACCAAGAAGAAAAUGUCUACAUUCAGCACCGUCAUAAUGGAGAGCGAUCAUGGAUUGGACUUAAUGACAGAAGCGUUGAGGGAUCACUUGUCUGGACAAACAAGGAAAUAACCAGUUUUCAGUUCUGGGCUCCGCAACAACCAAACAACUGGAAAAACCAAGACUGUGUUCACACUCCGGGUGCCAACGAUGGCUACACUUGGAACGAUGUGUCCUGCGAUAACUGUUAUAACUAUACUUGUGUUCAAGGUAAAAGCGGUCAUCAGGUCCAUUUACAAAAUGUAACUUACAUUAAACGGUUCUGCUUUCUCCUUGAAGUUGUCACCUGAAUUAAACUGAGGUAGCGGGUUGUUAUUCACUGCAACUCUGAUACGUUUUAGUAGGAAAGGUGGUAAUGUCACCAAAACAAUAGUAACAAAAAAAAACCAUUAAGCGCGCAUUACUGUACUGCCUCUUUUCAGCUUCUUUUCAUUUCAUGUUUCCAACUCGAGACUCUAAUACCCAUUCACUGGAGAAGUAGAUUUUUAAAAGGAAGAAUGGUAGGCCGGUUUUUUAGAUAGUCUUUGAGGUGUCCAGUUGUGGGGUGAAAACACUAGGUCGAAUGUUUGAUAUAGCUUGUCAAAUGUUUCUUGAAGAAAUGUAGGACGUAGUUAGUAGAACGGACAGGUUAUGAAAUCCGGCAAACUUCGAAGAUAAAAACAACGCUACUGCAGUUUAUGCUUGGAGCUCCCGGAUGGUGCACAAUCUUUUCUUUUUUUGUUGUUCACAAAAUAACUGUAACUGAAUAUAUUAAUUAAUGUCAGGUUUUGGUGAGAAAAACCAACGGAAGUUGAUUGACCACUCCAACAUUACUGUAGAACGGCAUCUCAAUCAUAAUGGCCUUCAUUUAAAUAAAAUUAGGAACAUCUCAACUUGCUCGUAAUUUUUAAAAACUUAUUUAGCUUGAGGAUUAGGAUACUGCCGUUUGGGAGCCUGAAAGACAAGUGCUGAAGGGUAAUAAGUGUCAUGUUACGACACGGGGUAAGUCUUAUAAUAUCGAUAACAACUCCUUCGGCCGAGGCUUGGUGAUGGCGUCUCUUAACAUAAAUAGCUUGUUAGCGCAUAUUGACCAGCUUCGAGAAGUUAUGUCUAGCUCUGAAAUUGAUGUACUCUCCAUCAAUGAAACGAAAUUACACUUGCCCGAUUUUGAAAUAAUAAGGAAAGAAAAAGGUGAACGGGUGCAAUGGAGGUGGUGUUUGUAAGUGUGUGCUGUGUAACCUAAACUAUAAAAUUCGCGAAGACUUGAGCGCUGAAAAUCUUGAAUGUUUAGUUCUAGAAUUUGUUUUUAGACUUAUCUUAAUUUCUAUUUAUUUCCUUCAAGAGUAUUCAUGAGUUCAAGUUGAGAAUAUAGUAAUCUCCGUAAAUAUUCAUAUAGAACGUUAUAACUGACUAUAAAACAAGGUGACUGAAUGAAGCGUCAUUUCUUCCAGAAAUUGACGAAUGCACAUCUAACUAUCACAGAUGUGAUGUGAAUGCUGCUUGCCAGAUUUCUUGUGGGCUAAUACAAAUGUACUUGCAAAGCUGGAUACUCUGGAAAUGGCCGCAAAUGCGUUGGUGAGUACUGAAGUUUCCUUUAAACAUCUUCUGACUUAAUUAACUGUGUCGAGUUUAUAUAAUAGACUAAAUAAAGAUGUUGUUUGUUAAUAAAAAAAAGUAGUUUCGGUGUCUUUAGUAUCUUUUUAAGUACAUCAUACCGUAUUUACAGUGCUGUAAUUACGUUUUCAUUUACCUUUUGUAGUCGUUGAUUUCUUACAAGAUCCCAGUCCAAGGUGGCAAAAAUAAGCCAUCAACCUUUCGUGGGUAUUUAAUGGAUUUUGAGCAGCUCUAUUUCAGUAGAAGAAUACUUGCACUAAUGUGUGGAACAACGUUUUACACGGAUUUUCAUUCCUUCAAUAAAAACGUUUACUUCAAUUAUUUGUUUUGAUUUUAAGAAUUUUAUCAGUAAUAACAUUAUAGGUUGAUAUGAUUAAAAAAAACUAUUUCAGAGGCAACACUUGAAAAGCCCUAAGGGGGUCUAAAUAAAGGAAAUUCGGAAGGGAAUAGAAUAUCAGGGAAGGUAUUGCUUUGUUGUUUUUGGAGCAUUACAGCGUGUCGGCGUCAUAAUUUUGUCUUUGUUUUCAGAUAUAGAUGAGUGCACAAGCAAGACCCAUAACUGUGACAGAAAUGCGUUAUGUAAGAACACUGAGGGGCCCUUUACAUGCACCUGCAAUCGCGGUUACAAGGGAGAUGGGAAGAACUGUAAAGGUAUCUUUCUAGCGCUCUUAUAGGCCCGGUUUAGAAGCCGAACUUUUCAUGAGCCGAACCUAAUACGUUAAAUUAGGUACAUGAAAAGUUCGGCGUCUUAAUCAAUUGGGCCCGGUUCAGACACCGCCCCAGUCAUGUCCCGAACCUAACUGAUAAAAUAAGUACGGCAAAAGAGCGGCGUUUGAAUCAAUUUGGUAUGGCCGUUUUAAUUAGGUCCGGUAGAAACGUCAAGUUCGACAGAGUCUGUCGCAUUAUUCGACAUUGGAGCGGCAUGUGAUUCAUAUGGCGCUCCUCUCAAGUGCCGAACCUAAUGCAUACAUGCAUACAUUGAAUUUAUAAUUUUUCCCACAAUACCGCUCGUUUUUACGUAGUUGCCAUGCCCAGAACACUAAAUUGAGAAAAAAGGCAGGUGAAAAAGAACAAUCUUGCUCCUCUUGCUUUAAGAGUGCAAAAUAUACUUGUUUACGGUGCCAGGGAUACUUCUGUAUCCUUUGUUCUGUCUUCGAGAAUGAUGAAAGGUCAAACUGUCAAGCGGCUGGAAAGCAGGCAGUUCAGUCGCAUAUUGUGAGCCAUGUUUCCGAGAAGUUAUGGAGGAGCAAGAAAAGAUCGAAUGUAAUGAUUCUAAUGAAUUUGGCAAAAAAAGAGAUCUACAGAAGCAAGAAGAAUGGUGUUCUACAAAGUGGAAAUCAAUGGCAAAUAUGGUAUCGAACCCAGGCCAUAUUUCAUACAUGAAACAAGAAUCGCCGAAUGGCGAUUUUUAACUGGGCUGCCAAGGGGCUAUUUUUUCUGAGGGGAGGGGGCGGCUAUACACACUCAGGCUACCAUAAAACCUUGUCGGCAACCAUUGCAUGCGACAGAACCUCAUGUGAGACUGAAACAUAAACUCAUUCAAAACAUUGUACCCUUUUGAAAGACUUUCGUAACCGAAAAAAAAGAGUACCAUUUUUAAGUGGGGGCUGUACAGUAACUUUUAAAUUCCACCACUAUGAAUAAAAUAGACAAGUUAGCCAUUAAUUCUAAGCAGGAAACAAUUUGCAUUAUUUUCACGUACCCCUCCCCUAAUCCCUCUGUGCCCCAAAAUAUAGCGUGACAGUAUAACGUGACGUAACUGGAAAUUCCAAAAAUUGUUGUCGUUCUACGAGUAUAAUGAGCUGAUUUACACUAGACAGAAAUAUUGUAUUAUAUGAAAACCAGAAGUAUACUAAAACAGACAGUUAACUGCCCAUUGAUUCCGCCUGAUCCAGGGGCCUCACUGACUGCACGGAGACUUUACUGCGCUUUUCACAAACAUGCGAACUCUAAAGUUCAAAAGCCACCUUCACAAUUGUGUUUAUCGCUGCCGUCAAUCAUAAUUACGAUCAAAAGCAACGAACUUUGAAACAGAGAAACACACAAAACGGAUUCAAAUCCAGAAAUCACAAACCAUGACCUUUUGAACCCGUGAAGUAGAGUUUUGUUUCCUAAGAGGUCAGUUAAGAUGAUUGACAGCAGCGAAAAACGCAAUCGUCGGUUGGCUUCUGAACUUCGGAAUUCGCAUGUUUGUGAAAAGUGCGAUCCUAAUUUGCGGUCCACAGUCUACAAGAAAACGCACUAUUUUUUCCACAAGAAGAAAAAUAUUCAGUUUUAAGAUUUUCCUCAUGGCAUUUUUCUCUAACUUAAAGGAAUAAAAUCCUUUGCAUUUUGAGACCUAAAAAAGUUUAAAGACUUCUUGCUCGCAUGUUGCGUUCACCAGCACGCACUUCAAACAAUGUAAAUAGAUGAAACGAUCGAUAACAUAUUUUUUACCUGAUACCGAUGCGAGUUAAAAAUUCGCUCCAGUUCUUUUUGUCUCACCCAAGACGAACUUUUCUUCAUGGAAGAUAACUAUGCCGCUUUAUAACUCGUCCGAAGUUUUUGGGUCAGCUAAACAAUAUGGAAACACUAUUCACAGUGACUCCUUGGAUAUUAAAAAGACUGAACGUGACGCACUAUUAUGCCUUUGUUUACUUCUGAUCACAUCUUCAAGCGAAGUCUCUCUUUUCAAGCGAUUCAUCUCAAUGCACAAUAAUUGACCCUUAUAUUAGUUAAAACCCUAUGGUUCAUUUAUAUUAAUGCUGUUUUUGCCCCUCACAUUGACUGUGUUCGUUCGUAUUCAAAACACCUUUACGAAAAUAAAGGUCGUAUAAGUCAUGUGUGUUAUGUUUCGAGAUAAAUGGAUUACACGCUUUUUUAAGUUUCCAUUUUUCGGUGACUUCAGUUAACAUCUUCAUAAAAUGGUAAAAGAAAUAUCAAGAAACAUCACGAGACCUAAAAAACUUUCAAAGGCAUGUUUCUGAAACUCGCUAAUGCUGACAUCAAUAUAGAGUGCUCGCUGAAUGGGCGAAAACACAGAAUUGUGAUCACAAGAUCAUGUACAAAUUUAUUGAUAAAAGCUUAGCAAGAUAAAAAUACAAACAAAAGCAAACCCCCUGAAACCUCGACGUGGGCUACACUUGUAUGCUCUACUCAGUCACCAAACCUUGUCAGUAAUAGCUCCUAUUUUCCUCAAGUCGCUCUCUGUGAAGCUCCCGGAUGGGAUGUUCUGGUGAAGCUUUAAGGUGGCUCGAUAUAGUUUUUCACGGUCAAUACCUACCAAGUUUGAGCAUAAACUACGUCGCCAUAAACAAUGUUUUGGAAAAAUUGCCACCACAGUUGUAUUACGUGAAGAUGAAAAUUUCUUACGAUCAGGGUUACAACGGCAUCGGAGUUGCCAUAGCAACGAAAUGACGCUAUUACCUAUUUUAAUUGCAGCAGUAUAUCUCGGCACUGAGAACUGUUCUUCGAAAAUCAUUCACGGUAGCUUAUUCCUCCAAUAGCAGCCUCGAUGUUCGUGAAGUUUAAGCGAAAUCUGUAAGAGCGUUAUAGAAAUACUUUGGGAUAAAGAUUUUGUGCUUAGAAAUACGGUAAAAAAUGGACAAUCUUGGUGUUCGGCUGUUAUCUGUAGAAAACCAAGCGCUUUUGACAUGCAAUUUCACCUCAUAGUAGGUUCAAUCUUUUUAAAAACGUGUGUAAAAGAUCAAGGAGAUAGCUCUAGCCGAUUGCUAGAAAGAAGGAUUUGAUUAAUAUGUAUCGAGGCGCUCUUGUUAGCGGUUUUGUAAACAUUUUGGUCUACGUUAACAAAUUAGCGAAUAAUUUUUAAACCGCUCGAUAGAUUUUUUUAAAAAUUUAAGAUUCUUGAGAUUAACCUUCCUUUUAUAUGACCUUUUAGUUUCAAGAUUAUUGAUAUAUUGUAAGGCAGUAAAAUAAGGGCUACAGUUUGCUAAUAUUUUGGCAGAAAGUUUGUGUUUACAAGUGCGAGCCUCUCAUUAUUCAGGGUAUUGUGUCCAAGUUUCAUAUUCGUGCACAACAAUAGCUAGCAUUUUAGCAUAUUUCAAAUGCAUUGUUAGUUACUGCUGUUCACGUGAAAAUGAAACUUGGAGACAAUGCCUUGAAUAAUUAGAGGCUUUCAUUUGUAAUGACGAAACUUCCGAUAAAAAAGUAACGAAUUGUAGCCCUUAUUUUACUGUCUUACAAUGUAUCAAUAAUCUUGAAACUAAAAGGUCAUAUAAAAGGAAGGUUAAUCUCAAGAAUCUUAAAUUUUUAAAAAAAUCUAUCGAGCGGUUUAAAAAUUAUUCGCUAAUUUGUUAAAGUAGACCAAAAUGUUUACAAAACCGAGUCCUUCGAUACAUACUAAUCAAACCCUUCUUUCUAGCAAUCGGCUGGAGCUAUCUCCCAUGAUCUUUCACACACGCUUUUAAAAAGAUUGAAACUACUAUGAGGUGAAAUUUCAUGUCGAAAGCGCUUCAUUUUCUACAGAUAACGGCCAAACAACAAUAUUGUCCAUUUUUUACUGUGUUUCUAACAAUAAAAACUUUAUCCCAAAAUAUCUCGAUAACGCUCUUACAGAUUUCGCUUAAACUUCACGAACAUCGAGGCUGCUAUUGGAGGAAUAAGCUCUCGUGAAUGAUUUUCGAAGAACAGUUCCCAGUGCCGAGAUAUACUGCUGCAAGUAAAAUAGGUAAUAGCGUCAUUUCGUUGCUAUGGCAACUCCGAUGCCGUUGCAACCCUGAUCAUAACAAAUUUUCAUCUUUAUCUAAUACAACUGUGGUGGCAAUUUUUCCAAAACUUCGAUUUUGGCGACGUAGUUUAUGCUCAAACUUGGGAGGUAUUGACCCUGAAAAACUGUAUCGAGCCACCUUAAACUUGUGCAUUGUGCGCGAAAUUCUCAGAGUCCCUAUUUUUGUCCGUGUCUUCUUUAUCCUCAGUAUCCGAAAUUUAGACCUCCAAAGUGGCGUGUGUUGCAUUAAAUAGAAGGAAAUAUUUAAAGGAAAAGCCAGUCUUCUAACAUGGCAAAGUUGUCAGGUCCCUCGCUCAUAGACGUGCGUAGUGCCAUUCAUCGCGCGAUCGGCAACUGAGUUGUUCGCUUCACUGACUACGAAGGCUUAGAAUCAAGUCUUCAGCCAUAGUGUCGUCAACUGGUGAAAUACCUUGCUCAUAAAUUGUGCUUCUUAAUUGCUCAUGUACUACAUCGAUCGAUAAUUCUCUCUUUCAGUUCACGAAGCGGCCACGGCGUUCCAAACCUGACGCUCACAGUCAUCUUUUAGUGUGAACCUACCGUGAACAGCGUGUCGGUUUGAAUGCAACGCGAGCAUUUCUCUGAGUUUCCCAGCGCCAACAUUAUCUAACUGACUUAAACUCGAACAAUAAAAAAAUUAUAGAGUGACUCUCAUGAUCGAAUCGCUUCGAACAACGCAAAUAGCCUUAUUCAGGUUCGCAACGCUUUGUGGGUUUUUCAGGGGGAGCGCAAACGAGGUACAAAAAGUAUCCGUGCAAGGGUUCGUGCAAGAGAAACUCAUAUGAAACCAUUUGUGAGAACAUCGUUUCUCGGUACCAGACCCUCGUGUCUUCCCUCCCCCGGGAGACCACUUUUCGACACCGACGACCGAAAGCCCAUUUUAUGACUGGGCGCACAGGCAGCCCAGUAAUAAAGGUUAGGAUCGACACACGGUACACCGUCUGAAUCAGUUGCCGCGCCGACGUCGCUCUAAAGUCGGACCUAAUUCAAUUAGGUUCUGCACAUAAUUAGUGGAGCGGCUUCUGAACCGGGCCUUAGGAACGAACGCCUAUUUCAAUUUGGAACUGCUCAACCUAAUGCGUCAAAAGGAGGCAUGGUAGGCCGUUUUUUUAGAUAGUCUUUGAGGUGUCUAGUUGUGCGGUGAAAACACUAGGUCGAGUGUUUGAUAUAGCUUGUCAAAUGUUUCUUGAAGAAAUGUAGGACGUAGUCAGUAGAACGGGCAGGUUAUGAAAUCCGGCAAACUUCGAAGAUAAAAACAACGCUACUUCGGUUUAAGCUUGGAGCUUCCUGAUGGUUUACAAUCUUUUCUUUUUUUGUUGUUCACAAAAUAACUGUAACUGAAUAUAUUAAUUAAUGCCAGGUUUUGGUGAGAAAAACCAACAGAAGUUGAUUGACCACUCCAACAUUACUGUAGAACGGCAUCUCAAUCAUAAUGGCCUUCAUUUAAAUAAAAUUAGGAACAUCUCAUUUUGCUCGUAAUUUUUAAAAAUUUGUUAAGCAUGAGGAUUAGGAUACUGCCGUUUGGGAGCCUGAAAGACAAGUGCUGAAGGAUAAUAAGUGCCAUGCUACGACACGGGGUAAGUCUUAUAAUAUCGAUAACAACUCCUUCGGCCGAGGCUUGGUGAUGGCGUCUCUUACCACCGUUUUCGUUGAUACGCGACUUUCGAAAACAAAACACCCGCGGAAACGUUUCCAAAAUUUCCGUCAAUCAUGCAUGUUAUCGACAGAUCGGAUCGAACUCCACCAAUCACAGCCCGCUAGCAUGACGUAAAGAAGGUCAGACGGUAACACUAGUGGUUGUGAUUGGUGGAUUUCGAUCCGAUCUGUCGAUAACAUGCAUGAUUGACGGAAAUUUUGGAAACGUUUCCGCGGGUGUUUUGUUUUCGAAAGCCGCGUAUCAAAGAAAACGGUGGUAACAUAAAUAGCUUGUUAGCGCAUAUUGACCAGCUUCGAGAAGUUAUGUCUAACUCUGAAAUUGAUAUACUCUAUCAAUGAAACGAAAUUAUACUUACCCGGUUUUGAAAUAAUAAGGAAAGAAAAAGGUGAACGGGUGCAAUGGAGGUGGUGUUUGUAAGUGUGUGCUGUGUAACCUAAACUAUAAAAUUUCCGAAGACUUAAGAGCCCAUGACUAUAAAUAUCGAGAAUCGCUGGCCAGGCUAAAAAAAAUCGAAAAUUCUGAUAAUUCGUCAGAAAAACCCCUUUGGGGAACUAUCUUCGAAAAAAAUAUUUUUAACUUUCAAGAAUCUGUAGUGUUCGAGAAAAUGAGGAAAAACGAAAAUAGCGGUUUUUUACCUAAUUAAUUAUGCAAAAACUAGAGUAAAAAUGGUCUACUUUAUCGCGUCGGUACCGAGGCAAGAUUAAAAGCUAUAAAACAGAAAUAUUUUUGUUUAAAAGAAUUUUAUCUUUUCUUUCUAUCCAUGGUAUGUUUUAAACCAUAAACACGAUUUUGAAUUUUCUACGGUUUUUUAAAAACUACCAACAAGCGCACUUUUUAAAAUGGGUAAAAAAUGAGCAACUUCAGAGGCAAAAAACUCACCUUGGUAUGUGUGAUACCUACCCAAAAUGUAUACUAGGACAAAGUUCAGCUCUUAUAUUAACAGAAUAUCAAAUAAAAAAUCUGGGUACUCCAGAUUCGUCUUUACAAAUAAACAGUUUCGUGACCACCAGUGGCAAAAGGUCACAAAUUUGCAUAAGUCAAAUUUGUAAAGAAAUGUUGCGGCAGCCGGUUUUGUUUCAAUUCAGGGUCAGUGUGUGAUGUUCGGAAACAUCACGAAGCAAGAAAACGUUUUUUGAUAAAGUUUAUGUUAAAAUAUCAGAGUAAUUAACCGUUCACAAAAAAUAAAUAAAUAAAUAAAAAAACGAACUCGAAGAAGCGUUAUGUAAAAGCGCCGGACCAUUAUGUAAACUAUAUCCUAUGUCUCUGUUUUUUUUUCCUAACUUCCUUGUAUUAGCAUCCAUCUGUAUCAUCUUAAAUUCGCCUCUGGUAUAUCUAAAAUAGGUAGGUACAUUUUCCUUGAAAUUUCAUUUUGAAGCAGGUUUUUUGCGAACGGGAUACACUUCGACUCGUGCGAGGAAGUCAUAAACUAACAGUUAGAGUAACAAUGUCACGCAACGACGUCUCGAGCAGCUCCGCCUUCUUUUAUUGAUUUUUUCUCCUUAUGAAAUUUUAUAGAAACUUUGUUUUGAACAGGCAAUGCGUUGUUCGCAACAUCAUUUGUUUCUCGUUUUAUUUUCUUUUCAGAAAGAAGGGAUACUAAUUUUGCAUGCCUGUCAAUCACGCACUAAAAGUUAGCAUUUUCUUGACAGAGAUGUUGAAAUCUGAUUUUUUUACUACGUAUUACAAACAACGAACCGUCCCUUGGUUUAUUUUUUUUUUACUUUUUCACAAAUAGAGGUAUAAUUAGGCAGCUACCAAAGGCCCUAGGAAACAGCUAAGUCAUCGUAGUUCAUACGGUCCAGCGGUUUCUCUCCUCCGAAACGAAUCCGAAACAUCUUUCCCGCAAAAACUGCCCUUUUUAGGUCAUCUCGGAGUUGUACCACCUGCCAAUGGGCGUUUUCCUUCAAAUACAGAAUGAUAGUUGUUCAGUGAUUUCAAAAUAUAAUGUAGCAGCGCCUUAGUGUGUUAAUCUAUACGCGCAACUCAUGAAACAAAGCAAGUUCCAACCGACGCCGCCGAAGAACUGGAAAAGGAGACUACAGUCAACCAUCCGAAAGCGACCACCCAAAAUGCGAAGACUUAGUGUUCGCUAACGGGAGGUGGUCUCUUACCAGAAUCGAACCACGGGAGGUUUCUUUGAGAAGAAAACCGGACACAUCUACUUUAAGGAAGAGAAUUUAUUGCAUGCAAUUUCCAAGUUACGAUAUGAGCAGUUCCAUGUUGAUGUUGUUUCUACCACAAGGGAUCGCUUACAAGAGUUUAAAAACAUUGCAAAAUAAUUAAACCGUCAGCCCCAAUUAGUGGUCGCUGGCGCUCGCAGGAGAGAUUCCAGCUGGAAGACUUAAACUGGGUGGGUUUUGGUGUUUUGGAUAGGUGGUCGCUUAAGGGAGGUUGUCGCACAUGGAGGUUCAACUGUACUCCAACAGAGUAAAUCCCUUUCACGACGAUGCGACUAGGAUUUGUCCAUGGGAGAUAAGACUCCUUGUUCACCUCUUUUGAGCUGCUCUAAUCAACUCCCACCCAUGUCGAGUGCUUGCAAAACGUAGCAUCAUCUUGAAAAGAGAAGUAUUAGAAAGGUCAUCCUUGACGCCCCUGGCAUAUCGCAGUAUGCGGCAACGAACUCGUAUCGACGUAAGUACCAUUUACUAACCGGGCAGUAAGGUGACGCAGAGUAAAAGCGUAACUUGACUACAAUUUUCAGUUUACAACAGUCCAGAGUUUUGUUCAAAGAAAUGUCUGCUUUUGCUCAGGAGUAUUAACGUCAGUUCCCGCAAUGUCCCAGCUCGCGCCUUCACACCGGAACGUCCGAUCGAAAUAUUAUUUAGUUGAUAGCUACCCUUCUCUUCCUCUUCCCAACUUAUCUAGGGAGAUCGAAGGGCCUCUGCUCGCAGGGUAGUUGAUAACUUACUUUAACUCUUUUUUGACGGCCAAUUUUAGUGAAAGAAAACCCAGCCUUUUUGGACCGGUUUUCAACCAGUUAGUAGCUUGGAUAACAGGCCUUAUUUUUUUCGCGUUUUUGCGGGCGAGCGAAGGUAAGCGCGAAGUGAGUGAGCAGCGCCAGACAAGUGCGAUGGGGAAGACGCAGAAAAAACAACGGCCUGUCCAAAUACCAUUGUUUUGUUGCAUUCCUCCCCAGACCUACCCCUUAAUGACGCUCCUCACGCUGUUCGCGCUCGCAUUCGCUCCGGCUUCGGGCUUGCCUUCGCUCGCCUGAAAAACGCAUGCCUGUUAUGUAGGCUAGCAGGAGCCGAUUACUGAGGCUAGCCAGUUAGCAUGAUGUGGGAAUGGCUGAAAAAGAGACUUGCAACACAAGACUGCUAAAUUGAACGUACACUAAUUUAGGAGCUUUUUUGGCGUGUUCAUAGAAGCCAAAAUUUGGACAUCUCUUACGAAACUAUAUCGAUCUUUCUCUCCCGCUCUCUUUUUUCCCUUUGCCUUUCUUCUUCUGUUGCUUCGGCUUUUGAUCGUCUUCUCACUGUCUUUGUUUUGCAAGGAAUUUUGGCUGGCUAACUUUUCAGGAAAGGGACAUUUAAUUAAUCUGUAAAGAAUAGAAGGUGAAUAGAAAGAUUUUUCCACCCCAAAUGUUGCUUUUUUGUGUGUGUCUAACUCUGUCAAGAUACAUGAAGAUAGGUGAAAAUUUGGUGAAUGAGGUACCAGUGAAAAAAUCCAUCCUUGCUGAUUUUGAUCAGUUCAUCAUCCUGGUGAAUAAAUGGAAAGGUAAAUGGGUUCAUGAAGGAUAUCGUAAAAUUCCGAAAAUAAGCCCCUCCUUUGUAUAAGCACCUCCAAAUAUAGGUCCCCAAACUUGUAACGCAAAAAACCUUCCGUUAAAUCGCCCCUCCAUAUAUAAGCCCCUCGGGGCUUGUACUUGGAAAUUGCCCUCAAAUGCAAGGUAAAACAAAGCAAAAACGGUAAACUUCCUUCUAACUAUAAGGUUAGCCCAAUCGAUUUUGAAACACAAAAUUCCCUCCAUAGAUAAGCCCCUCUGAAUAUAAGCCCCUCCUAAAAUAAGCCCCUCAAAAAGGGCCUUUGAAAAAUGUAAGCCUCGGGGCUUAUUUUCGGAAUUUUACGAUAUUCUUGGUUCAAAAAAAAAAAAAAACACCAAAACGACCCCAGUGCAGUACUCCCUCUAUCUGAUUUAUUUUUUCUAUUGAGCGUUCAAUGAAUGGCACAAUUACGGGUCGGUCCACUUGGCGAUCUUUGACCAUCUUUGGGUGUUCGAAAUCAUGUCUGGACUUAAUAGUAUUGAACGCACGAACAGUGAAGAGGCAGACAGACGAGGUGGAAAAAUUUCAGAAAAGAGAGAAAAGGGGGCAAUGACUACUUUAAUCUUGUCUUUACUUACGUUAUUUUUAAUAAGCGAGACUUGGCAAUUUCAGCAAAAUAUAACUUUGAAAAACUUCUGAGAAAAUUUACUAUUUCGGAUUUUUAUUGAUUGAAAACUUAGGGUCUGAUGUAUAGUAUUAAUGGCAAAUCCCCUAAAAUGCCUUGAUGAAUGAACUAUCGGUACCAUAUAAAAGCAUGUGCCCACUCCAAGAAAGAUGUAUGGCUACGGAACUCAUUCAGAUGAAUUAAGUAAAGUUAAGUCAUCUAACAUGAAUAAUAUUUCUUUACACACUUCAUAAGCUCACAAUUUUUUAUCGUACCGGUAAAAAUAAAGUGUGACUGUGCUGAGUUUGACAACGGUCUCGCAAUUGCAGAAUACAGACUCCAACACCCGACAACAAUUUGUGAGCAACCUUAAUUUUGUAAUGUGCAAUUAAGAAGAGCUAACAUGCUAAUUACAAAACAUUUAACAUUAGCUAUUCUCUUGGUUAUGCUAUUCUUAAGCCUCAAAUAUUGCGUGAUGCUAACAGUUACGAUAGGAAUAUGCAGAUGCAUUAUGCAAAAUUGCCACAUUGUGUCACCAACCUUCACAGCUAUUUGUUAUCAGGGAUAUCAAUUUUUCUGAUCCUUUACUUAAUUUUAGCUUCAUUUAAAGGCGCUUUCAUCCUUUCUCCUACUUUUCGAAUUUACCAUGAACAGAAACUAGAAAGAGAAGUCAGGCGGCAUCAUUUCUCUACAAAUUUGUCUUAUGCAAAUUUGUGACCUUUUGCCACUAGUGGUCACGAAACUGUUUAUUUUGUAAAGACGAAUCUGGAGUACCCAGAUUUUUUAUUUCACAUUCUAUUAAUAUAAGAGCUGAACUUUGUCCUAGUAUACAUUUUGGGUAGUUAUCACACAUACCAAGGUGAGUUUUUUGCCUCUGAAGUUGCUCAUUUUUUACCCAUUUUAAAAGGUGCGCUUGUUGGUAGUUUUUAAAAAACCGUAAAAAAUUCAAAAUCGUGUUUAUGGUUUAAAACGUACCAUGGAUAGAAAGAAAAGAUAAAAUGCUUUUAAACAAAAAUAUUUUUGUUCUAUAGCUUUGAAUCUUGCCUCGGGACCGACGCGAUAACGUAGGCCAUUUUUACUCUAAUUUUUGCAUAAUUAAUUAGGUAAAAACCGCUAUUUUCGUUUUUCCUCGUUUUCUCGAACACUAUAGAUUCUUGAAAGUUAAAAAUAUUUUUUUCGAAGAUAGUUCCCCAAAGGGGUUUUUCUGACAAAUUAUCAGAAUUUUCGAUUUUUUUAGCCUGGCCAGCGAUUCUCGAUAUUUAUAGUCAUGGGCUCUUAAGCACUGAAACUCUUGAAUGGUUUGUUCUAGAAUUUGUUUUUAGAUUUAUCAUAAUUUCUAUUUUUCUCUUCAAGAGUAUUCAUGAGUUCAAGUUGAGAAUAUAGUAAUCUCCGUAAAUAUUCAUAUAGAACGUUAUAACUGACUAUAGAAGAAGUUGACUGAAUGAAGCGUAAUUUCUUCCAGAAAUUGACGAAUGCACAACUAAUUAUCUCAGAUGUGAUGUGAAUGCUGCUUGCCAGAAUACCGUGGGCUCAUACAAAUGUACUUGCAAAGCUGGAUACUCUGGAAAUGGCCGCAAAUGCGUUGGUGAGUACUGA
Messenger RNA from Porites lobata, 14106 nucleotides. Lineage: Eukaryota; Metazoa; Cnidaria; Anthozoa; Scleractinia; Poritidae. The record is from the annotation of a GenBank genome assembly.